Molecule: messenger RNA, 3676 nt
Organism: Hippoglossus stenolepis (Pacific halibut)
Lineage: Eukaryota; Metazoa; Chordata; Actinopteri; Pleuronectiformes; Pleuronectidae
Product: voltage-gated potassium channel subunit beta-2
Exons: 15
Coding region: 77-1453 (458 amino acids)
Biological process (GO): transmembrane transport; regulation of action potential; potassium ion transport
Cellular component (GO): cytoplasm; voltage-gated potassium channel complex; extrinsic component of cytoplasmic side of plasma membrane
Molecular function (GO): voltage-gated potassium channel activity; transmembrane transporter binding; potassium channel regulator activity
Source: RefSeq, a predicted model, not a curated record
CCAGAACCAGCUCUGCUUGGCACUAAACUGAGCAACAUACUGCUACUGCUUUAUCCAGCCAUUACCAAGCUCUAUCAUGAGCAGUGUAGUCCAGAACCCCUACAUUGGCCGCACACCAAGCACCAGGAUGCCCAAGCCUGGGGGCAGUGGAGGGGGGCAUCCUGGGAGUCGAGACAGCAGUGGGAUUUGUCGAAGCAGUAGCAUCAGCAGUGGAAUUGGCGUGUCUGGAGGCAAGAUACUGUCUCUAUCAUCCAUGAGUGAUAGCGUGCACAGUGGCCUGAGCUGUUUCUUGUCAGAGCAAGCACUGGAGCAGGAGGAAAGGCAGCAGCGCAGUCACCACUUAGCUGAGUUCCAGCGGCUAAAAGAGGUUCGUGCAGCUGCUCAGCUCAAAAACCUGGAAGAUUUCCUCAGGAUGAACCAUGUGUCACUCAGGGACAGCAUGUCUUAUUCUACGGGCAUGAUUUACAGAAAUCUGGGCAAAUCUGGGUUGAGGGUGUCCUGUCUUGGAUUAGGCACGUGGGUUACCUUUGGAGGACAGAUAACAAAUGAGGUGGCAGAGGAACUGAUGACUUUGGCAUAUGAGAAUGGAAUCAAUCUGUUUGACACAGCUGAAGUGUACAAUGCUGGAAAGGCUGAGGUUGUCUUGGGAAAUAUCAUAAAGAAGAAAGGAUGGAGGCGUUCCAGUUUGGUCAUCACCACCAAAAUAUUCUGGGGAGGAAAAGCAGAAAUGGAGAGAGGUUUGUCCAGAAAACACAUUAUUGAAGGUCUAAGAGCAUCGCUAGAGAGACUUCAAUUGGAGUACAUAGAUGUGAUCUUUGCCAAUCGACCAGAUCCUAACACACCUAUAGAAGAGACGGUGAGGGCAAUGACCCAUGUGAUUAACCACGGGAUGGCCAUGUACUGGGGUACAUCAAGAUGGACGUCUAUGGAGAUCAUGGAGGCGUACUCUGUGGCAAGACAAUUCAAUCAGAUCCCACCCAUUUGCGAACAGGCAGAGUAUCACAUGUUCCAGAGGGAGAAGGUUGAAAUUCAACUUCCUGAACUCUACCACAAGAUAGGCAUCGGCGCUAUGACAUGGUCUCCACUUGCUUGUGGGAUCGUCUCAGGGAAGUAUAAGCAUGGGAUCCCCCCUUGUUCACGUGCCUCGCUUAAGGGUUAUCAAUGGCUGAAGGACAAGAUCCUGAGUGAGGAGGGACAUCGUCAGCAGGUGAAACUAAAAGAGUUACAGGCAGUUGCUGAGCGACUCGGCUGCACUCUGCCCCAGCUGGCUAUUGCCUGGUGCCUGAGGAAUGAAGGGGUGAACUCAGUCUUGCUGGGAGCUUCCACAACUGACCAACUGAUGGAGAAUAUCAGAGCAAUACAGGUUCUCCCAAAGUUUUCACUGUCCCUUGCAUCUGAGAUGGAUGGCAUCUUGGGAAACAAGCCGUACAGUAAAAAGGACUUCAGAUCCUAGAAACACCAGUGAUGAACUGUCUCUGCUUUUGAAAAAGCAGCAACACCGAUUAGCAGAAUUUGACAAACUGUGAAUAAUCGGAAAUCUGUUUGCAAAAGACACAACAAGGCAUAAAAAAAACCUUAUCCAUUUCACCAAGUUGAUGCACUUUACUUUCUUGCUCGUGUUUGCACUUAUAACCACUUUAUAGUGCCAAUUACUACCAUAUGCAAUACUUCAAUCCUCAAUGAAAAAAAGAAAAAGCUGCAUUUCUUCUAAUCAGCGGGAUGAGUCCUCUGCACUGUCUACAGAUUGUUGUCUCAGCAUGUUUUGUGUUGGACCAGAUCUUCAGCCUACUAAGCACAUUAUGGUGUGAUGUAUUCCCAUUGUCACUGUAAUAACAACAGGCAUUUGUUUUGGGAAUUAAACUUGUAUUAUUUAUGGUCAGUUUAGGUAUUUGAUUAUUGUUACAGCAUUGCAGUCAUGUUUUUGUCAGUUUAAAGUCAUAUGUUGUUUAACUUCAAUAAUGCAUGUUUGAUUGUUUUUUUUUGUUGAGCUGUACUUAAAAAAAAAGGAUUUAAAGUGACCUUUAGUUAAUCAGCUGGAUAGUUGCAGUGGUGUCUGAGGAACAAAUUAAUGACUUUUUUUUAUUCUGGGCAUGUGUUAGCAUGUUUAGCACUAUAUCUUGGCCAAUGUGGGAAUAUGACCAUUUAUAGCUAUCAAAUUACAUUUCAAUUCAAUUCAACUUUAUUUGUAUAGCGCCAAAUCAUAACAUACAUUAUCUCAAGGCACUUUACAGAGUACGGCUGAGACCUGAAAAUAUUAUAGAGAAACAGUUCCCACCAAAUGAGUAAACACACUUUGGGACUGUGGAGUAAAAAAAACCUCCCUUUUAACAGGAAGAAACCAUUAGAACCAGACUCAGUGUGGGCGAACAUCUGCCUCGACAGGUUGGGGUGAGAGGAGAAAAUGGGGAGAAGAGGAGAGGUGGGAGGAAAAGAGGGGAGAGAAGAGAGAGACACCAGGAACAGUUGUGUAGCCAUCAUAUUUAGACUCUGUCAGACUGGUUGUGAUAAUGAAAAUAAUAAGAGUGAUAUUUAUAGAUGUAAUGAUAUCAGCAACAGUCAUAAAUGGAGAGAGACCAAAUUAAGGCUCAAACUAGGGUUUUUUAUCAGAAAAGUUCUUUAAGAACUCUAAUGUUUAAAAAGUCCAAAAGCUCAAAAAGUGGCCCAAAGGCAGGGUGGUGGUUGUAGCACAAAUGAUCUCAGCUCUGUCUCUCCUCUCGCAUGCACUUGGUAUGGCAGAAACUGUAUUGGGGAAUUAGACCCUGGUGUACCUCAUCUCAGGUGAUAAGUGAUGGCUGCAUCUUGGUAUUGACAGAAACAGGUGAACAGCAAAACACCACAUCAGCAAGAGGCCUGCAGAAUGUGUCAAACACCUGGAAUAAACUGAAAGAAAACAGGGUUUUUUAACACAGCUCUACAAUUAAACAUGCACUCAUUCAGGCUUUAGUUUCCCCAUCUCAGUCAACCUUAUAUGAAUAGAAUGUAUUUUUACGUUAAUUUCAAUACAGAACUCAAAAGACUGCAAAAGAGAUAAAAACGAACAAUGAGUUUUGCAUUAAAAUUCACUCAAGUCUACCAUGGAAGUAGCUUACUACAGACACAAUAUAUUAUAUUGAUAUUUGAUAUAAUAUAUUCAUUCUUUGGAAAUCUAUAUGAUAUUGGUAUGGUUAAUUAAUUUAACAUUACCAAUAUCACAAAGCCUGUUACAAUAACAUUUUCAGUUUGAUUACAAUUUUCAUAAUGUUUUCUAACACAAUUUUAACACAAUCAAUUACAUUGAUAUCACCUCAAAAAAGAACUAAAAUAUGAUUUGACAAUUUUACUUCUGAGCAAUUUGUGCUUUUUCAUUAAAAGAAAAAAGACGAACCUUCUGUUGUUCACCAUAAACUGCCAUAUUUCUCACGUAAGUGCAAAUAUCUUUCAUCAGUGAAUUUAAAGAGCCGAGAUUACCAAGAUUAACAAACUGGAGAUUUAGAGACAUAACAUCCUAUCAAACAAAACUGAAAGAACUUUAAUGUUAUACAUUAAAGCAGGAUUUUUCUGUAAAUCUUCACUCAUAUUUAGUGACUCUGACAAUGUAUUUUUGAAGUAAUAAUAACCAGUAAUCAUAAGGUCAAGGUCACCUAUGCAAUACAGUGCAAAUGCAACCGUCAUCCUGUAUCACAACUGUCCACUUCAC